AUGGAAAAUGUUCAAGAAAUUAACAUUGCCUCAACAAGCGAAUUGGAUUUGUGCAUAAGCACAAGUGAAAAUAUUGCCGACAUCAUGAACGAUAUUCAUAUAACGCCGAACAACUUACCGCUGAUUCAAGCCAUGGGCGACACAGUGGAUUGUGCAAGUUGUUGUCAAAGUGAUCAGCAGCUAUCGGUUCAAGGACGGAAACCUGGAAUACAUGAUAGAACUGGAGAAAAUGUGUUCAUCGCUGAGGACAUUACCACGAUGCAGAUAGUUCAAAGAAGAAAAAAGAACUUGGUGAAGCAUUCCGGAAAAGUAUAUCUCUGGAAAGCAUUAAACGAAGCCUUGCGUGUGGCGGCCAUUAGUAGGUCGAUAAACUUUGUAUUCGCAGUAUAUUUACCACGGCCGGUCGUCGUUAGGCUUAGGACCGGCCACAUAUCUGCAAGAAUAUUGCCACCACAAAUCGAAAACGUAGUCGAAACGAAAUCAGUACGAAAGGAGGACUCAACAGAUCAUGACAUCAGCGGGGAGCUGAAAGACGGAGAGUCCGUAAAAAAACGAUCAAAAGGAAGGUUCGCAUCCUUUAGAAGACGGCUGAUUAAGAUUGCCAGAACGUUGUGCUGUUGGUGUCCUUCGCCUACAGCAGAUUAA
Macrosiphum euphorbiae (potato aphid) is the source of this 645-nucleotide messenger RNA. NCBI's taxonomy places the organism in Eukaryota, Metazoa, Arthropoda, Insecta, Hemiptera, Aphididae. The record is from the annotation of a GenBank genome assembly.